Molecule: messenger RNA, 4574 nt
Organism: Microplitis mediator
Lineage: Eukaryota; Metazoa; Arthropoda; Insecta; Hymenoptera; Braconidae
Exons: 11
Coding region: 932-3187 (751 amino acids)
Biological process (GO): G protein-coupled receptor signaling pathway
Cellular component (GO): membrane
Molecular function (GO): G protein-coupled receptor activity
Source: RefSeq, a predicted model, not a curated record
UUUCAAUUAAGGUUUUAAUUUCGUUUUAAUUAAUUAAUAAAAUUUUAAUACGGUUAUGACAGUUCAAAGUCAUUGCAUAUUUUUACAAAGUGGGGGGCACUGUCUGAGAAUGCCCUUAAAGUAAUAGAUUAAAAAAUUAUUAAAAGUUAACUAAACUUCAAAAUUAUAAAAAUUAUAACUAUUUUCAAGUUGAUUAUUGAAACACAUCUUAGGUAAUUUGACUGGUAGUUCUUUUCUUGUAAAUUGGAUGAAGAAAUAUAAGUAUAUUCAGGAUAAAAAUGCAUAACAGAAUGAAAGAAAAAAAAAAUAAAAUUUACAGGCGUCAAAGGGAUUGAAUUAAAGUGUAGGAUUUGUUGGAAUGUUCAAUACAAGCAGUUGCUACAUCGUAUCACUACUAGCACACUUUACUUCAAAAGUAAAAAAAAAAAAUUAUAUAAUACAGGUAGCUGAUAUGUGAGUGCAUUAAAAAGAUAUAAAAAAUAUUUUCUUCUCACACACCGCUCAAAUUGCGCGCGACGCUUCAACAUCGUUCCGACGCGUCGGCGUCGUUUCCGAUUUGACAUCAGCACGUGGUAUCAAAGGGGCUAUUCAACGUUCACCGGUGGUCUUCUUCGUCAAACCUCGACAAACCACACUCGUCGCUUGGUGUUUAUCUAUCAUUAAAAUUUUUUAACUUACACUUUCAACCCUCUUUUAACAUUUUUUUUUUUAACGGAUAAAACUAAUAUACUUUUAUAAAAAAUAUUUUUUACUGUGAUUUUUUUCUAGUGUUUUUAAAAAUAAAAAAAAUUUUACAAACAACAACAAAAAAAUUUUGAUAAAAUUGAUAAAUAACUAAUGAUGAUUAUGCUAAAAAGUUCAAGAAAAAAAUUAAAAUGUUUGAAACAAAUCAAUGGAAUCACUACAAAGAUAAUAUUAAUGAAUAAAAUGGAUGAAAGAUUGCGUUGAGUCGCAUCAUCGUGCUGGAGGAAGUAGAGGAAUGGGCCCUUGGGCCUUUGGAAUUCCUAUUGUCCUUGUUUCCGCUCUUGGUCUCCUUCUUAAUGCUUAUGUCCUGUUAGUUGUCCUUGGCCUCGGCAAGCAGAUCCAACAACAAACUUCUAAUACUCUUCUAUUAAUUCAUCUCGGAGCUGUUGAAUUUGCACUCUGUUUUGUAUUACUAGUAUUUACAACCGGUCCUUGGACAAUUCCCGGUUCUUGGUGUGCAGUACAUGGUUUUCUGCUUACUUUACUUCAUCCAGUUGCUUUGUGGACCGUUACUGGACUAAAUUGUGAUAGAUAUUACGCAAUAGCAGCUCCUCUUCAUUACACAGCAGUGGUAUCACCGCGGAGAGUAAUCCUGGGAUUAGUUGGAGCGUGGAUUGGUGCAUUUAUUUUAUGUCUACCACCAUUUUCGGGUUUAAUUGCGCCAUACAAAUACAGCCAAGAUUUUGGAUGCUGUAUUCCAGCUUUUACUAAUGAAACAUGGACUAUUGCUGGUGUUAUUUAUACAAGUGUUUAUUUAUUUGUUGGUUUAGUAUUACCGGCAAUACUUAUAACAGCUUGUAAUAUUCGGGUACUCGGAAUUGCAAGAUAUCACCGACACCGAAUAGCAAGUGCUAUUUAUGAAGUGACAUUGAGUGCACAAGUUACAAUAACACAUCAAAGAAAUCCAUUUUUUAUACCAACUGUUACUUCACCUUCUGCUGGUGGGCCACCUAAAUUUCAUAGUGCGGCUAGUACUGUGAUGCAAUUAGUUGGAUCAGUCUAUCUACUUUAUUUCCCCUACUGCGGUAUCAUCCUAUGGGAAGCUUGCACUGCAGCAAGUCAUAGCCGUCUUCACUUACAUCCAAGAUUCGCGUCCUUGGCCUCACUUUUACUUGCUAGUUCACCGCCGAUUAACGGUUUAUUAUACGGCCUCAAGUCACGAACAAUACGACGUUCUGUCCAGAAUUAUUGGCGAAAAAAAGUGACCAAAUCGGAAUUGCAGCAGGAAAUUCAAGCAAGGACCCCAAGUGUUGCAGGUUCACGUCGGCCAUCAGGAAGUGGACCAGUCUCUCUGUUUCCGUUUCCGCCACUUCAACGUCGUCUAAGCGAAGCUUUACUUAAUUUAGGAACAAAUUCAAGAGCUGGUGGUGGUUUCGAAAGUGGUAAUAUUGGGGCAUUUAAUUGCAAUCGUUUACAACCCGCUGCAUCUUGUAAUACACUACGGGUACCUACAAGUGAAUCAAGCGAGAGCAAUAGACUAGUAAGAACAAGUGCAAGUACAGCAAGUCUAAUGGGUUAUCGUGAUUCCACAAGUACAAUAAGAGAAUCAUCAUUAUUUCGUGAUUCUAUAGAUACAUCAAAGAGAAGUCCAAUAAUACUUAUAACACGCACACAUAGUGUAGAAAUACCAGAUGGUGGUGGUAGUCCAGUUCUCAAACGAUCUUGCAUCGCCUCAGGAAAUUUCGGUACUAUUGUAACUGACAAGAGACGCUGGCGUCAUAUUAGUACUGGAAGUGAUAGUAGUACAGGAAGCAGUGAUGCUAGUAGUAUUUGGACAACGGGAAUAGCUCAUAGAGCUGCUAAAGGAAACCUCAAAAACUCUAUUGACAAUUGGCCAAUAGCUAUUCGUCAUGUGCCAUUAGGAAUAUUAUUUAACGGAUUACGCGCUAGUAAUAAUAGUGAAAGUAGUGAUACGACAGAUACAACUGCAACAACAACAACAUCAACAUUACCGUCCAAAAUAAUUUCACUCGCACAAGAAACUCAAAGCAUAAAUAAUAAAAAUGAUGAAAAGCCAAAAGUUGAGCGAAAAAAUAGUGAAGAAAAAAGUGAAAGUGAGUCAAGUUGGGGUAGUAUUGAAGAAAAAGGAUCGAAUGAUAUAAACGAAGAUGAUAAUAGUGAAAAAGAAUUUGUAGAAAAAAAUGAAGAAAAUUUUGUUGAAGAAAGAGGUGAAGGAGAAAAAGUUGACGAAAAAAAAGAAACAGAAGAAUGUGACGAAAAUGAAGAAAAUGAAGAAGAAGAAGAAGAAGAAGAAGAUGAAGAUGAAAAUAGUGAUAGUGGUAAUGAUAAUAGUAAACAAGAAAUAGAUAAUGAAGUUGUAAAAAAAUGUAGGAAAAGACGGAAAGAAAAAAUGCGAACGCAAAUUAUUAAUGAUGAAAAAAAAAUAAAUGAAAAUAAUGAUAAUAUUAAAUUAAGACCACUUCUUACAACUUUGUCAUCUUAAUUAUUUACUUUCAAUUAUCUUUUGGUCUACUACUUCUAUUAUUAUUAUUAUAAUUAAUACAUAUUAUUAUUUAUACUUAAAUAAAAGAUUAUUAAAAGCAAAUAAUAAUUAAAAUAAACCGAAGAGUAAUUAAUCAUUGACUUUGUGAAUUAAAGAAUAACAUAUCCCGAAUAUACACAAUUAUAUUUUUGUACUUUUAAUCCAUGACAUUUAUAAAUAAAUUAAAAAAUAUAUACUAUAUACGUAUUGAUAACACACAAUCAGAAAAUUGUAAAACAAAUCAAUCGAUAAUAAAAAUAUAAAAAUACGUAUAAAAAAAUUAAUUUGAUUAUUUUAAAAAGAGACCUUGAAUAAAAAAGUUUUCGUCCUCAAUGUUUGUUGGAUCGAAAAAAAUUAAAUUUAAAAUAAUAUAAUAUACAAUAUAAAUGUAUGUGAUUUGUUAUAGCGUUUAUGUAUAUAUGUUUUUAUUUAAUGUAUAUAUGUAUUUUACGUGUGGUAGUAUGAGCAAAAUGUGUGAAUUGACAGUAAAAGUUCAUUAGUAUUCAAAAAAAAAUAAUAUGUAAUGAUAAUUAUUAUUAUAAAAUUAAAUAAUUAACAUGGUGAUCAAAUGUCUCGAUUAAAUUAUAUAUUUUAUGUGAGACAAUAAAAAUAUAUGAUAUGUUAACAACUUAAUUGAUCAAUUAAUUAAUUAUAAACGUUGACUAUUAAUUAUCUCGUAUGACAAUCGUUCAACUGAUGUAUGCUAUACAAAUAUAUAUGAAAUUAAAUAAACAAAAAUAUAGUAGCCGUUGGAAUUGACGAAAACGUUUUUUUGUUAAUUAUAAAUUUCAAAAUAUAUGAAUAAUAUAAAUACUGUCAAGUAAAUAAAUUAUAACGGCUUAAAUUUUUUUGUUGUAAAUUAAAAUUUUAAAAAUUGUUGAGCCUAAAAUUAAUUAAUUUAUUUAAAAAUCUGAUUUAUAGAUGUUUAAAUAUGAAUUUUUUAUAAUAAAUUAUUACAUUUAAUUACAUUAUAAAUAAUCAUAUAAUUGUAAUCGAUACUGUAUUUUCUCACUGGCUGAGAAUUUUUAUGCCAAUCUGUACAUUUUUUCUUUUUUUUUUUUUUUUAUAAAGUUAUAUGGGGAAGUGUACGUUGAUGUAAUGAAGAAUAAACGGAACUAGAGACCUAGUAGCGUCAUUAAACCACUUCCCAUUAUCAUCUUUUUUUUCUCUAUUACUUUGUCUCUUCCUUUAUCCGACAUAACACAAAAUCCAAUUUUAUUUUUAAAAUUGUGUCCUACUUUAUUUAAAUUCAAUGAAUAAUUAUUAUAAUUCAAGGCUUACAUUACAUUGUUUUUUAUGUGAUAAUAAAUAAUUAUCACCAAGUUACGUCUACGAUAACAUUAAUAGU